Molecule: messenger RNA, 1017 nt
Organism: Melanotaenia boesemani (Boeseman's rainbowfish)
Lineage: Eukaryota; Metazoa; Chordata; Actinopteri; Atheriniformes; Melanotaeniidae
Product: zinc finger and SCAN domain-containing protein 12-like
Exons: 4
Coding region: 85-1017 (310 amino acids)
Source: RefSeq, a predicted model, not a curated record
CGUUAGCUUUCCUCGUGUGAGGACGGAGCAGGAAGACGGUUGUGUUGUCGUCUCUCAGCUGAAUAUUUCAGUGUUUCAGCAACAAUGUCUUCAGUUCAGCAUCUGAGAGAGUUUAUCAGCGAGCGACUAACUGCUGCUGCUGAAGAAAUAUUCACAGAGUUUGAAAAAACCAUCGUCCAGUACGAAGAAGAGAUCGAUCGUCAGCGCAGACUGCUGGAUAUCACCUGGAAACCACAGAUAAAGUUAAUCAGAACAGAGGUUCUACAUCAAUAUGUCUACAAGGUGGAUGAAGCUCUUCAAGAUGACCAGCAGCUGUGCAAGCAGAACUCAAACCUGGACCAGGAGCAACCAGAGUCUGCUCGUAUUAAAGAGGAAGAGGAGGAACUCCUCAGCAGUCAGGAGGAAGAGCAGCUUUGGCUGAAGGAUGAAACUGAUCAGUUUUCAAUACCGGCUGCUCAUGAGGAAGAUGGUCACAGUGAUCCAGAACCAAACAGGGACCAUAUUCCCUCUUACAGUCCUCCUGCAGACCAACAUUCACCUUUAGAGGAAAGCAUGGUUGAAGACUCAGGACCAACAACGUGUGCAGAUACACAGCCAGAAAAGAGCUGUCUAACGGAGACAAAUGAGAACGUAGGAGAGUCCUUUCUGUUAGAAAGUCAUUGUAAUGAAAGAGAUGAGAAACAACAUUCCUGCAAGUUCUGUGGGAAACAAUUUAAAAUUAAAAGUAAGUUAAGUGUUCAUGUAAGAAUUCACACAGGAGAGAGACCGUACUCUUGUCAAAAUUGUGGGAAAUGUUUCACUCAAAAUACUUAUUUGGUGAACCACAUGACAACUCACACAGGAGAGAAGCCAUAUUCUUGUCAAACAUGUGGGAAAUGUUUCACUCAAAGUAGUUAUUUGGUGAACCACAUGAGAAUUCACACAGGGACCGGACUGCUCGUACAAGAGGGUCCGGCACUACUCCCAGAGUACCCCCCACAGGAGUCCCCAGGGGACACGGUCAAACGCCUUCACUAG